This is a messenger RNA of Misgurnus anguillicaudatus (oriental weatherfish), 1684 nucleotides long. RefSeq names its product cocaine- and amphetamine-regulated transcript 1 (gene cart1). NCBI's taxonomy places the organism in Eukaryota, Metazoa, Chordata, Actinopteri, Cypriniformes, Cobitidae. The record is from RefSeq and is a predicted model, not a curated record. Gene Ontology annotation, molecular function: neuropeptide hormone activity. Gene Ontology annotation, biological process: adult feeding behavior; cellular response to starvation; negative regulation of appetite.
AUUUACACAAAAAUUUGUUCUGCUUCAUGAAUAAGACCUAUUGUACGGAAAAGCAGUAGCAUGAUUUUUAUUCUUUAGUGGUAUAAAGAAGUUGCCACUAGAGAAGAUUUUCUGCUACAACCACUGCUAGAGAUCUAAUUGGUAAUUUGUUACUGACAGAUAUUCAUCCAUGGUUAGAUUUUUCCAUUAUUGUAACAUUAACAUUGGGGGAUGCUGUCUAAAGAUUUUACUUAGAACCCUAAAAAAUACCUAUAUACCUGUGCAGAAAAAUGAUGUGCAAUCGAUUCUUCCUGCCUAAUCUGUCUUUUUCAUAGAUGUUCCAGUAAUGAAAUGAUAGUCUCCGGAAAUAAAGGAGGUUGGUAAUUAAUGGCAAAGAUGAGGUUACGUGUACCCAAAUGGUUUGAUGUUUGAGGUUCAUGGGUCAAAUGUGUGACUCACCAUUAUGUGACGUUAAAUGGUGGAUGGAACAACUGUGGGGACAGACAGCUGAUUGUUUACAUUGCCUUGAAAGGAGUUGCAAGGACUUAACCUGUGUCGUCUAAACCAUUUUAUCAUUUAAUGCAUUUUGAAUUAAUUUAUGUAAGUGCACAGAGACAAUAUAAAUGGUCGUGAUGGUCCUCCUGUAGUCCUGUUAAAGAGUUGAACACAAUACACGUUUGUCUCAAGUCUCAAAGCGGUCCUGGCUCUUAACACAAUGGUUAAAGAUCGGAUCUUUCUACUAUCUGUUACAUGCUCCAUCUUAAUGUUGCUAGUUAGCUGUGAUGAUGUUUUGGAGAUCCGCUCGCCUGAAGAUGACAUGAAGGCUCAAGAGGAAAAAGAACUGAUUGAAGCUUUGCAGGAGGUUCUUGAAAAACUGAGAAACAAACAUAUUCCCACUGCAGAGAAGAAGUUUGGUUGGGUUCCCUCAUGCGAUGCAGGUGAGCAGUGUGCGGUGCGGAAAGGCGCACGCUAUGGGAAGCUGUGCAGCUGUCCAGGCGGAACCACCUGCAGCUUCUCCAUCCUCAAAUGUUUGUAAAGCAUGGGUCACAGUUCAGCAUUUUAUCGCAGAUGAUUGUAAAGCUAUUCUUUAUUUCCCUUCACUGUUGUAAUAUUUUAUCAUCAGACAUAUAAAAUAAAGGCAUGCAUUUUUGUAAAUGUCUCUGCAAUUUUAUACGAGCUUGCGAUGGAGACAAAAAGUGUUGCACACAAUGCAUGACAGUGAGUUAAUAAGACGUCAGAAGCAAAAAACAUGUGGGUGGGUAUAAAGAAUUUGCUGAAAUAGAUGCCACUGUCCUGUAUUCUGGUGUCUUUUAAUUAAACCUCAAGAGAUCCUUGGGACAUUUUGUGCCAUUUUGAUUUUUAAACCACCUUGACUGUGAUGAUUGGAUAUUGAUACAUUUUUUAAUUUUGGUUUCAGUUUUUUUUUUAUUAGCUUAAAAUGGCUAAGCUACGCAAAAACCGACAAAAAGGGACAAAAAAAUGCUCCAUUGAAAACCAUAGCUACCAUUUUUGACCCCCCAUUUAUCUUAACAUAAACUAAUGCAUACCUUUAUGUCAAUAUAUCAUUUUGAACUACUGGCUUUCAAGUUUUGAUUUUUAUACUUGUCCACCAGGUGGCACUAAUUUUAACCAUUUCGCAUCUUUUGCUGUUUUCUGCAGGCUGCACUGCUACUGAAAUGAUAAACCUUUAUGCUGAAAAAUAGUG